Messenger RNA from Bombina bombina (fire-bellied toad), 710 nucleotides. It is a transcript of the gene TMEM167A, whose product is annotated as transmembrane protein 167A. The coding region runs from base 103 to 321 and encodes 72 amino acids. The transcript is spliced from 4 exons. The record is from RefSeq and is a predicted model, not a curated record. Lineage: Eukaryota; Metazoa; Chordata; Amphibia; Anura; Bombinatoridae. Gene Ontology annotation, biological process: intracellular transport; protein secretion.
GUGAAAUCAGUAAGCGCAGAUAGCGGGCAAUAGGUGCUGGCGGAGGUGACGUCAUUAGCAGGCGCGCAUAGGGAAGUGUGAUGUGGCUGUGAAGAUAUCACAAUGUCUGCCAUCUUUAAUUUUCAGAGUUUGUUAACGGUUAUUCUUCUGCUAAUAUGCACAUGUGCUUACAUCAGAGCUCUGUUUCCCAAUCUACUGGACAAAAAUAAAACUGGAAUACUUGGCAUAUUUUGGAAGUGCGCAAGGAUUGGUGAACGAAAAAGUCCAUAUGUUGCUGUAUGCUGUGUGGUGAUGGCCUUUAGCAUUCUAUUUAUGCAGUAGCCUAAUAAGUAUCCAGUGAUGAUUUUUCUGUUUUUUAAUCAGAAAAGCGUUUCGGUCAUCAUGCAAAAUGUAUGUAAAGAAACAAAAAUGUAUGGUUUUGUGCUCUGAAUAGUCAAGAUCCCGAGGUAUCGCGGUAUGGCUGUCAGAGACAACUGCAACACAUUGUGGACCAAGGCCUUUUCAACAGAAAUCAAUCCCCUUUUUUAAAAUGGAUAACAAACCACACAUUACAUUUUUGCAGACAUUUUUUACAAUUGCAGGUUUCUGUUAAUCUGCAAAAAUGUUUCUCCCCAAUAAGCAAUAUAAAUAUUAGAAACAAAUGACGUGAAAGGUGAUUUGUAAGUGUUAAACAUGUGAAUGAUCUGGAAAAUAAACGUAUUUAAAAACAA